Molecule: messenger RNA, 1529 nt
Organism: Apis dorsata (giant honeybee)
Lineage: Eukaryota; Metazoa; Arthropoda; Insecta; Hymenoptera; Apidae
Product: L-lactate dehydrogenase-like
Exons: 5
Coding region: 78-1388 (436 amino acids)
Biological process (GO): carboxylic acid metabolic process
Cellular component (GO): cytoplasm
Molecular function (GO): L-lactate dehydrogenase (NAD+) activity
Source: RefSeq, a predicted model, not a curated record
AUGCCGCGACGUACGUGCUUCGCCGUGCAUCGCCACCCAGGUUAUGUAUUACCGAUUAUGGAUUCGAAAUAACGUCCAUGCGGCAUGUGUACAAGUAUUAUCGACACGUGAUAUGGGGUCAUGGUGAAAAUUUGUCGGAAAACCGAACGCAAAUUUUAUCGUUCCGGCAAUACUUGGCCAAAUCCCCGAUUUUGCUAGACCCCAAUACGUCGACCGAAGUCUAUGGGAGGUAUAAAAAGCGGGGACAAGGUCACCUUAGCAAACAGAAGUCUGGGAGCAGUCGUACGGAUCGGAAGAAAGAACGGCUGGUAAACCGUCCAAAUAAAUUUGGUGUUUGCUUCAUUCUUUUUCUUUGCUUUGUAUCUUUCUUAAAAGUAAUCAUGAGAAUAAUGGCAACGUUGAGAAGUAAACUGUUAAAUACAGUGAUGGAUCCGGUUCCUUCGAGUUCGCACAAAGUGACCGUGGUCGGUGUAGGUAACGUCGGUAUGGCUUGUACCAUCAGUCUUUUAGCAAAAAAUAUUUCGAGCGACUUGGCGCUGGUCGAUAUGGUGGAAGACAAACUGAAGGGAGAGAUGUUGGAUCUGCAACACGGUAGUUCAUUCUUGAGGAACGCGAAAAUCAACGCGAGCACGGAUUAUUCCGUAACGGCGAAUUCGAGCGUGUGCAUAGUGACCGCUGGUGCUCGUCAAAAGGAAGGCGAGACGAGGCUCGAUCUCGUUCAAAGAAAUACGGAUAUUUUCAAAAGCAUUAUUCCCGAAUUAGUGAAAUAUAGUCCGAACACGAUCCUUCUUAUCGUCUCGAAUCCGGUCGACAUUCUUACCUACGUUGCGUGGAAACUUUCUGGUCUUCCAAAGAAUCAAGUGAUCGGGAGUGGCACCAAUUUGGACUCGGCUCGAUUCCGCUUCCUCUUGUCCGAGAAAUUGAAAGUCGCCCCUACAUCGUGCCACGGUUGGAUGAUCGGGGAGCACGGAGACACGUGUGUGCCGGUAUGGUCGGGAGUGAACAUCGCUGGAGUGAGAUUGCGCGAUCUGGACGAAACUGUUGGCACGGAUGAUGACAAGGAAAAUUGGAAUGAGAUAUAUAAAAAGGUCGUUGGAUCCGCUUACGAAGUUAUCAAGCUGAAGGGUUACACAUCGUGGGCCAUUGGCCUGAGCGCUGCCCAAAUCGUCUCCUCCAUAUUGCGAAACUCGCAACAAGUUCAUGCCGUAGCUACCCUGGUUACCGGUAUACAUGGAAUCAAAGAUGACGUGUUCCUGUCUUUGCCGUGUACACUGGGUGAAAACGGCGUCAACACUAUCAUCCAACAAAGCUUAACGGACGAGGAGACGUACCUUUUGCAAAAAUCGGCUGAGACAAUAUACAAUGUGCAAAAAGAUUUGAAAUUAUAAGUAAUUCACGUCCCGUGUAUUUUAUGCGCGAAUAACAACACGUUCUCUCUAAAUGGAAUCCAUCGUUCAUCGUUCGUUGAAUUUUGCGCGUGUUAUUAUACAUAUGAACUAUUGUUUUUUAAAAUCAUCUUUUGUUUCUAC